AUGAUCAGAUUCACCACCGUAUUCCACUUUGUUGUUACGGUAAUUUAUAUAAUAGGAGCCAUUGAAGACGUAGCUGUAAUUAGCGGGCCAGCCCUUCCGAUACCGGGAAACUACUUCUCAAAGAUAGUCUGGUUGACAAUCAUUGAUUUGGCUGUCGGGACUUUGUUUUGGGGGCUUUACCUGACCAAUCGUGAUUUUAUUGUGCCAAAAGGUUUUGCUGAUCCUAUGGAAGUUCAUCCAUACUUUAAUCAUAUUCUUGUGCGUAAUUUUUUAAAAGUUUUGCACACCUUACCCGUCGUAGCUAUGUUUCUUGAUCGUGUCUUCUGGGACCAUGGUAGAACAAAGCGAAAGAAAGCUAUUAUAGCCAUGCUGGCUUUUAUUAUAAUUUAUAUACAUUCAUGUGAUACACGCAAUUUCUGGGUUUUGGCCGUAUGGUAUAUUAAACAUGCUAUCUACGAUCCCCAGAAUGUUGUUUCUUUUAUCUGGUGGUAUGGUGCUUGUCAUGUCGUAUUUCGUCGGUGA
Messenger RNA from Enterobius vermicularis (human pinworm), 522 nucleotides. The record is from the annotation of a GenBank genome assembly. Lineage: Eukaryota; Metazoa; Nematoda; Chromadorea; Rhabditida; Oxyuridae.